CAUCCCCUCACCAGACACACCUUCUUGAAAACACUUGAAUUGGCUCUCAAGAAAGUAGGUCUGCCCCCCCUCAAAGGGCAUGGUAUACACAUAGGUUUGACCCUAGAGUACCUCCUCAGGAAUGUACCUUUUGACAUCAUCAAGGUGAAG
Pisolithus orientalis is the source of this 150-nucleotide messenger RNA. RefSeq lists its product as uncharacterized. Lineage: Eukaryota; Fungi; Basidiomycota; Agaricomycetes; Boletales; Pisolithaceae. The annotation marks the transcript as partial. The transcript has a single exon. The record is from RefSeq and is a predicted model, not a curated record.